AUGAAAAAACUUCCUAAAGAACUUAAAGGGGGACUGUACCUCAGCUAUGAUGACCUUCCAUCAAAUCUCAAGCAUUGCUUUCUUUACUUUUCUUUAUUUCCAGAGGAUGCAUUGAUUGAUCGUGAUGAUUUGGUCCGAUUAUGGCUGGUUGAAGGAUUCGUAGAAGAGCAAAAUGAUUCACUAGUGGAAGAUGUAGCGGAAGAAUAUUACACUGAGUUGCUCAGGAGAAACCUUCUGCAGUUCAGUUCUUUUACGCUUUUUUCUAAUGCCUGGGAAUACAAAAUCCAUGAUCUGAUGAGAAAUUUUUUCUGGAAUGACAAUGGCUUCAGCAACCCCCUCUUCAAAUUUGGUAGUGGAGCAGAAAUUUUGCGAACUCUAUUUACUUUCAAUGGCAUCAAUGUUUUGAAUGAUAUUCAAUUGGUGGGAUUAGAACACCUUCGUGUGCUACGACUUAAGGACUUUGAUAUCAAUAGCAUUCCCGACUCCAUUGGUCAUAUGAUACAUUUGAGAUAUCUUAAUUUGAGUGGUACAAAAAUCAGAGCGUUGCCUGAAUCCAUAGGAAGCCUCAUCAACCUCCAGUUCCUAGACUUUUCUGAGUGCAUUUUUUUGACGACGCUCCCUAAAUCCAUGUGUAGGCUACAAAAUUUACGUUGUCUUAAUCUUAUGAGAACUCCACUAAACUUCAUACCAAAAGGCAUUUCAAAGCUGGAGAAGAUUAAUUGCUUCCAUAAAUUUGUUGUGGCUGAUCUAAGAGAACCAGAAGACUCCUACACCGGCUUGGAGGAACUGCUCAGCUCUCUUUACUGGCUGAGAGUGCUCAGAGUUUAUAGGUUGGAAAGAGCUUGA
Phalaenopsis equestris is the source of this 846-nucleotide messenger RNA. Its product is annotated as putative disease resistance protein At3g14460. The transcript has 2 exons. The coding region runs from base 1 to 846 and encodes 281 amino acids. NCBI's taxonomy places the organism in Eukaryota, Viridiplantae, Streptophyta, Magnoliopsida, Asparagales, Orchidaceae. The record is from RefSeq and is a predicted model, not a curated record. Gene Ontology annotation, molecular function: protein binding. Gene Ontology annotation, biological process: defense response to other organism.